Tripterygium wilfordii is the source of this 1382-nucleotide messenger RNA. RefSeq lists its product as uncharacterized. Bases 267 to 659 code for a protein of 130 amino acids. The transcript is spliced from 2 exons. NCBI's taxonomy places the organism in Eukaryota, Viridiplantae, Streptophyta, Magnoliopsida, Celastrales, Celastraceae. The record is from RefSeq and is a predicted model, not a curated record.
CUUGAAUGAAUUAUCUUUUAGCCGUCUCUCUCUUUUGCACAUUCUCUACAACUCUGUUGAAUCCUUGAUACAAAAGUCAACAUGGUAUUGGAGCUCCGUUCGAUCUGUGUAAGGGCGUGAGUUCUAUGAAUCAUUUUUUAGUUUUCUUUGGCUAUCAUGGCUGAAACGAAAAAUGUCGAAGGUCUAUCCUAUUAUGGUCUUCAAUGGUCAAGAAUAUGACAUCAGGGUUGUAAAGGUCAAGACAUAUCUUGAAUCCAUUGAAGUCUAUGAUGUUAUUGAGAAGAAUGGAGUCAAUGAAUGAGAUUGCACAUCAUUUGCCGAUGAUGAAUCUAAUACCCAGUCUGAAACAGGCGUUGUAUCAAAGAAGAAGAAGAAGAAGGAAGUUGUGUCAAAGAUCAAGGCUAAGGCUAAGGCGAAGAGAAGACUUAAGAAGUGGGAUAAAACUGCUCUGCACAUCAUUCAACACUCUAUCACAGAAGGGUUGCAAGACUGUUGAAACUCCCAUUGUUCCAAAACAUAAUUUUUUCAAUUGUGAGGGCUCUCCAGAUGCUGAUGUAAAUGAGUAUAGAUCCUUGAUUGGGAGUUUCCUUUAUCUAUCUGCUACAAGGCUAGACAUUAUGUUUGCUGUUAGUCUCUUAUCUAGGUUUAUGAACAUCUAAAGGACAUCCACAAAGGAGGGGCAAAGCGCAUUCUCAGGUAUCUUCAAGGUACAAAGAACUUUGGGCUCACAUAUAAAGCUGUUGAAAAUUCUAAAUUCUGUGGUUUUUCUGAUAGGGAUUGGGGUGGAUCUGUGGAAGAUUUUAAGAGCAUUUUUGGAUAUGUUUUUUUCUCUGGGCUCAGGUGCCAUUUCCUGGUUGUCAAAAUAACAAACCUGUACUACUAAUCUACUACAGAAGCAGAGUAUGUAUCUGCUGCUAUAGCUGAAAGUCAGUCCAUGUGGCUGACAUUUAUUCUGGAAGAAAUGGGUUUUCCUUCUCAAGGUCCAACUCUAAUAUCCUGUGAUAACUUAUCUGCUAUUGCCAUGAGUAACAAUCCUGUUUUUCAUGGCAGAAGUAAGCACAUUGGUGUGAAAUUUCAUUUUCUCAGGGAAGCUUCUAAUAAAGGAGAUAUUGUGUUUAAACAUUGUGCUUCAGCAGAUCAAGUAGCUGACAUUUUCACCAAAGCUCUGUCCAGGGAGUUCUUUAAAUUCAGAUCUAAUUAAGGUGUUCAUGAAGUGUUAGCUGCAGCACAUUAAGGGGAAGUGUUGGUGUAAUGUGCUUCAAGGGCACUUUAGUAUUUUGCUCUUUAUGUCUAAAAUAUGUCGUUUUACUUUUAGUUGUUUAGGGUUUAUCCCUGCUGUGUAAGAAAUAAGAGUAAUGCUUGAAUGAAUUAUCUUUUAGCCA